Molecule: messenger RNA, 5596 nt
Organism: Oenanthe melanoleuca
Lineage: Eukaryota; Metazoa; Chordata; Aves; Passeriformes; Muscicapidae
Gene: LAMP2
Product: lysosomal associated membrane protein 2
Exons: 9
Coding region: 74-1462 (462 amino acids)
Biological process (GO): cellular response to starvation; protein targeting to lysosome involved in chaperone-mediated autophagy; autophagosome maturation
Cellular component (GO): autophagosome membrane
Source: RefSeq, a predicted model, not a curated record
GCGAUCCACGGAAUCGAGCGGCGGCGCUGAGCGGCGACAGGCGGCGCGCGGGCGGCCCCGCCCCGCCCCUCACAUGACCGCUGGCGAGGUUUUUGUCGCGCCCGCUCGCCCCGGCCGCUCGCCGUGCCCCGGUGUCCCCGCCGCCGCCGGCAGCAGCAGCAGCGCCGCCGCCAUGGGCCCGCGCCGCCCCGCCGCCUCCUGCCGCCGCCUGCUCCUGCCGCUGCUGCUGCUCGGCGUCUCCGGUUUUUUCCAGUCCUAUGCAGUUGAAGUAGAUAUAAAGGAUGCUUCUAAUGCUACGUGCCUGUAUGCAAAUUGGAUGAUGAGGUUCUUGAUAACAUAUGAAUCAAACAAUGGUGAUUAUAAAAACACAACUCUGAAUUUGUCAUCGAAUGUGACACACAAUGGAAGCACCUGUGGCAAUGACACACAAGCUGCCCUUGUGGCAGUGCAGUUUGGAGACGGUCAUUCUUGGAGCAUUAAUGUCACAAAAAACAAUGAAACUUACCAGGGGGAGUUCAUCACACUGACCUACAACACCAAUGACACGACUGUAUUUCCUGAUGCUAAAAGAAAAGGACCAGUUACUGUUCUUAUGAAGGAUCCUUCGCCUCCAGUUCAACUGAAUACUGUCUACGUGUGUCAUAAUUCCUACUUAAUUGAAGCAGAAAACACAACGCAGAUUUUCUGGAAUGUUACUAUGCAGGCUUUUGUUCAGAAUGGCACAGUCAGUAAAAAAGAGUCUAGGUGUUCUGCUGAUACACCUACUUCUGCACCUAGUGUUCCACCUACUAUUGCAAAUGUAACUACUGCAUCCAUCACUACUGUGUCUCCUACUCCAACUACUCCCAAACCUGUGGAGAAUCCGGACACAGGAAACUACUCUCUUAAAAGUGGAAAUAAGACUUGUUUCCUGGCGACUGUGGGGCUGCAAUUGAAUGUUUCUCAAGACAAGCCUCUUCUGAUCAACAUCAAUCCAAAGACAACUAUCGCAGAUGGUGCCUGUGGUAACACAACAGCCACUCUGAAAUUGAAUGAUGGAAAUAGCACACUGAUUGGUUUCACAUUUGCUGUUAAAAAUACAAGUACAACUGUACAAAAAUUUUAUCUGAGAGAGGUGAAUGUUACGCUGCUCAACCGUCUGAAUGGUUCUGUCAUUUCAAGUGCAGAUAACAGCAAUUUCAGCAAGUGGGAUGCUUUCCUUGGUAGCUCUUACAUGUGCCGAAAAGAGCAAACUCUUCAGAUCAAUGAGGAUGUUCAAGUACAUACUUUUAAUCUAUGGAUUCAGCCAUUCCUUGUGGAGGCAAAUAAGUUUGCUACAGCUGAAGAAUGCAUUGCUGAUUCUGACCUGAACUUUCUUAUUCCCAUCGCAGUGGGUGUGGCGCUUGGAUUCCUUAUCAUUCUUGUCUUUAUAUCUUAUAUCAUUGGAAGAAGAAAAAGUCGUACUGGCUAUCAGUCUGUAUAAUCUCUUCAUUCCAUCUCUGUUGCCCACCUUCCCUGUUCUUUUCCCUUUGCCAGACCUCCUGACCUGCUCCUUAAAAGAAAAAAGAGAAACAAAUUAAUUCAAGGUUUCUUUAUUUUAAAAAAUUAAAAUCACAUCAUGACAGAAUACCAAUCACUUCAUGACAGACUAACAUACCAUGAGUCUGAAGAUGAGUUGCAGAAGCUACUGUAUGACUUUGGAGAAAGUAAGUGUUCUGAGGACCAGAGAAUUGAGCAGAGUUUGUGUGUCCUUGUGGGAAAUGUGAUUAUUUUUAGUAAAGAAGACAUCUACAAAACUUUCUGUUGUUUAAUCUUUUUAUACAAGAAAAUGUAUAGAUGCCUGCGGCUUAUCUUGGUUAAUGCUACAGCUAAAACUAUAAAGUGUGAAUGCUGUGUCAAAAGGGACUGCACUUGCAGUGGGAAAAUAAAUACCCAGCUUGCAGCAGAUUCCUGUUGGGAACUUGGCAUAUGGCUGUUGUUCUGAAUCAGCCUGAGUUUUCUAUUCUUUCAAAAUGUAAAAGUAGUACCUGAUCUCACUAAUACCCAGAUAUAAUAUAAGAAGAAUAUCUGAUUCUUAUAUAAAUUAAUUUGUUUAAUAUCAUAUGGAGAAGCUGACUACUAAUGUUAGUUGGAUAGCUUUGCACUACCAUGGUGUCUUAAUUUGCCAAGAUAAGGUUCAGGUAUGGAGAACUUUGGCUGCUCAGAAAAGGCAACAGUCUGCUGAAGGAAAUGUCUCCCAUGCUAUUUUAUGGGAUUGCAUUUUUCCUUUUCUUCUGAGCUCAAUUGUGAAAUGAGGGUGGGAGGUUGGAAUUUCACUAGCUGCUGUUUCUCUCAGCUUUGAUUCUGAACAUAAAAGAAACUACACAGCAUUGGUCCACGUGAGGCUCAAAAGUAUUUUGAGAGCACUCAGACUGACUAAGAACACAGAUGGCUUAGAGAUUCCUGCAGUACCUUUGGACAGCUUUCAUAGGUUAACAGGAUCAAUGAAAAGCUGUGAUCUCUGAAUGCAAGUGGAGAUAUAAAACCUUUCGGGUUUCAUAGAAUUAAUCUGCUUUUAACCUCUUCAUUAUUGCUGUCUCAGUGUAAGAGCACAAAAUCUCUAGCAUGAGGAAUGAUGAUCAUAAAGCAGAAGUGAAUAUAUGUAUAGUGAAGAAAGGGACUUCCAAAGGAAUAAGAGCAUCUUACCUGUUUGAAGAUGCUUUUUUUUUGUUAUUAGUGCCAUGCAUUUGCAAUUCUAUGUUCCAUACCUAAACUGUACCAAAAUAUAAUUUAGUAGUUUGUGGUUGUGUUCUGCUUCAUUCCCGUCAGGUUCAUAUUGAUGGAAUGAAAGAAGCCUCUUGCUCUUUAAAGCUUUUUGGUCCAUUUUGGCAAAAGCCUAUUUCAGCCAAUAAAUCCAGAGGGCACACAAAGUUCUGUCCUCUGCAGCAGGUGUUUACCAAACUGCUUCAAUAUUUAAUCUCUUUGUGCAUUGACCUUGUAUCUGUGUUGUGGAGAAAGCACCUUCAGUAAUUCACAUUCACAAAGGUGGCAGUCAACACUGAUGUUUAAGCAACUCACAAUAGCUGUAUGUUCAGGAAAGGGGGUUUUCCAAAGAGUUAGUUUUGAUGUUUGAGAAAUACCUGUACAUUCAAUUAUUCUUGUCCUCACAGAGACCAAAGAUACACUCUACCUGAUUCUGACAAAAAUGAUUCCAUAGUACAAACGGUUUCUUGGAUCAAGCUGUUUUUUUGUUUUUUUUUUUAGGAAUGUAAUUAAAUUCUGCUGAGUUGGAUUGUGUGCUUUAGGUUUGAUUGUCUUGGUCUCUUGUAUUGUACCUCUGCAAUACUUGAUUUCCCUGCCAGUGCUAAAUGGAAUUAUUUCAAGUGGCAUUUUAUGAGUACACCCACUUGUCAGUGUGGUGCUUCUCUGCUGCCAGCAGAUGGAUCACAGCUAUGUUCUCAUGCUGAGAUUGCAGACUGAAGUAUUUAAUAUCACUUUUGCUAGGCUAUCUCAGUGAAAUGUGGUCAUUUCCUAGAUGCAGACACAUACACAUAUAUAUAUUUUGUAUAUACAUAGGAAGUAUUAUUUUGAGCUUCAAGAGAAGUCAAAAAUUGAUCCAGCACUUUAAGGUUGUUGCAGCAUGAAGAGUGGUGUGUGCAAUUUUUCACAUCUUAAAAUGACUGUACAAAUAUGCUGACAGCAGAAUAUGUGCAUGGAAAAUAAAGUUAAUUAUUGAGUUAUAAAGCUUUGUUUUAGUGUAAGUAAACAUAAAUGCCAUUUCUGAGAGCUUUUCCAGAGGGAUUGUCAAUGUGCUUGGAUCUGGAUGUUUGUGGGGAGAAGCUUUUGCUUCUAAGAUACAUCCAAAUCAGUUGAUUUUUGUGUUGAUUUAGUCAAAACAUGGGUCCAGCAUCUGCUAAAGGACCUCCUCUUCCAACAGACAGGUAGGAAAUAGAUAUUAAAUAAAGUUUUAUCUUGUUGCUAGUAUGAAGUCUGUUAAUUUGAUAGCAUGAAACACAAUGAGUUUGGUUUUCUUUCAAGACCCCGCAAAUACAAAUGCAUUAAAAGAGCUAUAGCAAUUGGCAGGUAGAGAAAUGCUUGUGGGUUUAAUUUAUUUCUGAUGUCAAAAGAAGAGCAAAUCCCCCAGCAGUAUUCUCAUUUGGCAGAAGACAGUUUCCAUUGCUCAGAAGAUGCCCUUGCAUAAUUUGUGCAGGCAGAAUGAGUAUGUUGCCCUGGUUCUGUCAAUGCCAUCUGGGUAAUGACAACUUAACAGAAUUAGUUCCUAAACUACCUCUGGUUCAGGAAUUUAACAAUUCUUAAUAAAUAGUUUUUGCCAGAUGGUUGGUUGUGAUACUUGGUGAAGAGUUACUGUACUGGGCUCCUGAACUCUUUGGCCUGGGGAAGUUUAUCAAGUGCUCAGAAUUCCAGGAUGUUGCAACAUGCUGCUUGGAAAUUCAGUCCCUAAAAGGCAGCACAAACAGCAUCUCUUAGCACCAGUGUUUCAAGAAUGCCACCAUACAGUUAAUUUUACUGUAGUCACUUUAUUUUAAAUACAAAAAAUCACUUCUUAGAGAAUUAUAUAGAUCAGGAAAUGACGGCAGAUAAAAGUUCCUUGGCUAUGGAUGUAGGACAAACAUACCAUAAUGCUCCUGUUCAGUCAGUAAUUUUAGUAAGUGUGCUUUCCAAGUAGUACAUUGUCCCAAGGUGUCCUGUGCUGUCCUUCUGUGCUCUCACAGCUCCCAACAAGCAGAGGGCAGCUGGUCUCUGUCACGUCCGAGGCUCGGGCUGCUCGGGGCAGCACACUCUGUUUCUCAUCAGCCUUUGGGGUGAUAAACUGAUGCCUUCACUCACCCCAACACUGACCCCUUAAACGUGAAAGGACUGAGAAUUUAUCUGCAUUUUGCUGCAGCAUUAUAACUGUGACCUCUCUGGAGUGGGGAAGAGCAGGUCUGAAAGCUCUGGGCACUUCUGUGGCUGAUCAGGAGGCACCGUGACAGGAGAGAAGAGCUCCUCUCACUCAUCCCUGUCCAAGAGACUGGGUGAGGAUUCCUGGUGCAGAGAGAAGUACUGGAGUGAGAAAUGCAUUAAUCUUUCCACUUUAGAAAGGAACAGCUGGAAGGGUUCAAGGGCAAAUGAUUUUCUGUGGCCCUUGCUCAACACCUUGGGUGUGCUGAAUAAGCUCUGUAAAAUGUUGCAGUCAAGAUGUUUCUGGGGCUGGAGAUCCUAGAAAGCAUUUUGAGAGCUGCCAUUUUCACUUUUCAACUCUGUUGUUUGCAGGCAUAAUCCAGAAUUUUUGCUGUUUAUUGUUUUAACAAGAAUAGUGCUAACAAUCUACUUCCUUUUUAGCUUUUGCCUGAGAAAUGCACAUAAAACUAUGCUAAAAAAUAGAAUUUGAAACCAGGAAGGAUGCAUUCCACAAGGAUCACUUGUAAAAGACCUUAUGAAAAUAGUAUUUGGAUACCAGAACUUUUUUUUCAAUCAAAAGUAAAUCUUUUGCAGGUUCUCUUCUUUAAAUUUUACUAAUGAUUUACAUCAGAAGAUGAAAAAUGUGGAUCCACAUUCCAUUGUAUGUCAUUGGUUUCCUAACUAUGAACAAAAAUAAAUUAACAGUAAUUUCCAUGUGCCUGUUUUUCCUAGCAGA